This is a messenger RNA of Arabis nemorensis, 855 nucleotides long. Lineage: Eukaryota; Viridiplantae; Streptophyta; Magnoliopsida; Brassicales; Brassicaceae. The record is from the annotation of a GenBank genome assembly.
AUGGAGAAAAACGACGGAGACGGCGAGAGUAGUCCGGUGGUACUGAUAACGGGAUGUUCGCAGGGAGGAAUCGGCCACGCGCUUGCUCGUGAGUUCUCUGAUAAAGGCUGUCGAGUGGUGGCGACGAGCCGAUCACGGAGUACGAUGACGGAUCUGGAACAGGAUCCGAGGUUUUCCGUGAAAGAGCUCGAUGUACAAUCGGAUCAGAACGUGAACAAAGUUUUGUUGGAGGUUAUUGAGAAAUUCGGAAGGAUCGACGUUCUUGUUAACAACGCCGGUGUUCAAUGCGUCGGACCUCUUGCCGAGAUCCCGAUUUCCGCCAUGGAAAACACCUUCAACACCAAUGUAUUCGGUUCCAUGAGAAUGACUCAAGCUGUUGUACCUCACAUGGUGUCUAAGAAAAAGGGAAAGAUUGUGAAUGUUGGAAGUGUCACUGUUAUGGCACCUGGUCCAUGGGCCGGGGUCUAUUCUGCUACCAAAGCUGCUAUUCAUGCUCUUACCGAUACCCUCAGGUUGGAGCUCGGGCCAUUUGGCAUUGAUGUCAUCAAUGUUGUCCCGGGAGGAAUAAGAACAAACAUAGCAAACUCAGCUGUAUCAACAUUCAACAAAAUGCCUGAGCUGAAACUAUACAAGCCUUACGAAGAAGCUAUCAGAGAGAGGGCGUUUUUCUCACAGAGGAUGAAGCCAACUCCCGCAGAAACAUUCGCCAAAGACACUGUAGCUGUAGUGCUCAAGAAGAACCCACCCGCUUGGUUCUCUUCGGGCAGGUACUCAACCCUCAUGGCAAUCAUGUACCAUAUGCCUCUUUGGUUCAAAGAUUUUCUCCAGAAGAAGGCUUUAAUGAAAAAGGGCUAA